Messenger RNA from Prunus armeniaca (apricot), 264 nucleotides. The record is from the annotation of a GenBank genome assembly. NCBI's taxonomy places the organism in Eukaryota, Viridiplantae, Streptophyta, Magnoliopsida, Rosales, Rosaceae.
AUGGGGCGUGGGACCCUGAGGCCACGUGGCGAUUUAACCACAGUAUCUUCGGCCGUGUCUUUUAUGGCCUUCGGCUUCGGCCUACAAUACUGCGGUCGCGAGGCCGAGAGGAUUCUGCCUUUGCAGCUUUUCUUUUGUUUUCAGGAAGGCGAAAUGCCUAACGAAACGGCACAAACAUUGCCCCCACAUCCCUGGAUUCUUCGGUCGCGACCUGGGCAGAGGCCAAAUGGAUUCCAAGGGAUGGACCCUUGGCAUUCCUCCUGA